AAGUUGUAGCUUCUCGUGUGAGCGACUCGCAGAGGUGUAGAUGAUUGCCAAUCUGAAAGGUGGAUGUUGACUGAAAAAAUGAAGCACUACUGUACUUGAAAUAGAGACACGGUUUCAGAAUGAAGGUGCAUAACACGACGACAAGUGUUGCUGAUGAGAGACGCAGCAUUCACGCGUUGUUCCCGCCCUGGAGUCUGCGGGAGAAUGCAGAUCUAUUUGACAAAGCCUUCCCUCCUUCAGCUGAGACAGCACAGGAGCAGAAGGCAGAUAUGGCCUCACAAGUGCUGCCAUCUGACGCUGUGUGGGACUACACUGUGGGCAAGUAUUUUCUCGGCUCACGAUGGAACGAGCAUCCACGUAGUCCCGCCUGGUACCGAAGUCCCUGGAUCUCCGCAACCGCACGAGAGGCAUGGGCGAAGUAGUACGAAGACCUUUGUUAGUAGAGAUAUUUCGAAGAUGAAAGCUAAGUAGAUAAGCUUUCCCAUCCUUACAAGUACCUCCUUCUCAUGGUGCUGAUAAUACCAAGACUUAUCAUCUCUCACUCAGCAUGGAAAUGGCAGGCAAGAUUUUUUGAUUGAUGCUCUUUUACUAUGUAUAGAUUCUAUCGCGCGCCGUACUCAUUUCGCGAGAAACGGAUCGUUCCGAUCCAUGAAAGCGAGACUACCGCAGAUGCUGCGCCGCCGAACGAGGCAACGACUGGCAUCGCCGUGAGCGACGAAGUGCGGCGGUGCGAGACGGAGUUCAACCAGGUUUUUGCACGCUAUGCCGAUGAAUAUUACGGCAAGGGGACUGCGGUUACCAGCGUCUUUCUGUGGGAGCCCUUGUUGGAAUGCAGGAUUCAGAGGCCGCGUCCCGGAGCCGGUGGAUCAGGCUCUCUAGAGCCCGAUGAGGAAGUCGUCUUGGAAGGGGUGCUUCUGCUGAAAAAAGAGUUGGUGGGCGACUCGUCUGUAGGAGCAGAUAAAGUAAGCGGGGGUGGCAAAACUCUCGACCAUCAAAAGCUCGGUAGUGCAACCUCUGGAGGUGCUAGAAGCGAGAUCAAGGCGAGUUCUCGAACGUGGGAUUCUGUUCACCGUAUUCGGCUGAGCGAGAUCUGCGCUAAGAGGUUGUUGCACACACAUGCUGCUGCCGUCACCACGUCGGUGUUUCGUUCCUGGUCGACCAUUAUUUUCGUACACAACGAGCUGCCUUCCUCGUCCUCCGCGGAGUCCUCGGAACAAAAAGCCGACGCGACAUCGGACGCGAUAUCUGAUGAAAGUGGUAGGAUGAAAGACGCUGCGCAAGAGAUCGCAAACCGCGAGGGGCUCGAUUCGCGGCGGACGCGAAUCAUCGGACCAGCGAAGACGUGCACGGGGUAUAGUAUUGACCGACACAAGGAGGAACGACAUCGCUUUGGAAUGAGUGGGAAUGAGUCGGUUGUUCUCUUGCGGCAAGUGGUUUUCGGGCGCAUGAUCGAAGCAGCUGAAAACGAGAUGCGGGAACACUUGGAAUUUUCGCUUAUGCAUCGCCACGGCGACUACUUCACGGACGAAUUCGGUCCCAACGGCGGGGGGAAUCCCCGCGAUGAAACGAAAAACAAUGUCUAUGCAGAGUUGCAGGCGCAUUUGGCCAAACGCGCGCCGAGACCCGAAGAAGCAGCGUAAAUGUAACAAUACUGUGAAAAUGAUGUGCAGUUUCAUGAAGAUAAAGAUUCUUCUUAUUGUAGUAAGUAC
Messenger RNA from Amoebophrya sp. A25, 1709 nucleotides. The record is from the annotation of a GenBank genome assembly. Lineage: Eukaryota; Dinophyceae; Syndiniales; Amoebophryaceae.